Molecule: messenger RNA, 4240 nt
Organism: Dunckerocampus dactyliophorus (ringed pipefish)
Lineage: Eukaryota; Metazoa; Chordata; Actinopteri; Syngnathiformes; Syngnathidae
Gene: malt2
Product: MALT paracaspase 2
Exons: 18
Coding region: 325-2583 (752 amino acids)
Biological process (GO): proteolysis
Molecular function (GO): cysteine-type endopeptidase activity
Source: RefSeq, a predicted model, not a curated record
UUACGGGCCUGUGACCCUCUGUUACUUUAGCAUUGAUGGUGGACUUUCUAUUUGAAUUCUAUGGCAUUGUCUGUCAUAGUUACUGUUGCUUGACGGCAGUAGUGUUGUUGCCAAGGCAACCCUUGAGAAUUACACCCCCACCGUCCUCGGCACGAGUUGGAGCAAAUUAGGAACUGACCGAAGCCAUCACAGGAAAAGAAAUGUCAUGUAAAAAUCACCGAUUUAAGUUAGCCAGCUAAAUCAUUGUCCUACCAAAGCGACACCUUCCUACAAGGUUGAGCAACAACAUCGCCUCAAUCGUGCAGUGGAGCUCUCAUACGGAAGAUGGAGUGUCGCGCCUGUAUCUCUAAUCUGGGUGAAGAAGUGAUGGACAGGUUGGCCAAGAUGCUGGAUAACGCCACCUGUGGAUGGAGGGAGCUGGCUGCAGCUGUGUCUGAGCAGCCGAAAUUUCACUGCAGUGAAAGGGACGUGACCAGCUGCUCGCUGCAGGUGUUGAGUGCUACAGGAAGCCCAGGACGCAGCCUCUUGGGUCUGCUGGCUGAUCGAUGCUGCUCCCAGGGCUUCCUGCUCCGCUGCCUGAAGAAGAUCGGCCACCAGGAGGCCGUGCAGCUCCUCGCUGCGACAGAAACGCAGCCCGUCCGGGUUACAGCACAUCCCAAGUCCCUGCAGUCGCCACUGGGCAGCAGGGUGGUGUUGGCAUGCGGUGCCUCUGGACCGCCUGGUCUUAGUUACCAGUGGUUCAAAGGCAAAGAGGAGGUUUGGGAAACGACUGGAAUCACACCUGAGCUGGUUCUGUGUCCUUUGGGCCCUGAGCACCAGGGUUCUUACAUCUGUCGGGUCAGCCAUGGAGACACCUUCUGCUUCUCCCAGUGGGCUCGGGUGCGCUUGGUACACCCGCCGGUCGGAACCAGUCCAGGCCGUGGUAGCUGCCUGUUUUCAGGGUCGGCCAGCGGCCUGCGUAUCGUCUACCAGCCUCAGUCCCGAGCCGUGUCUGAGGGUGAUGCGCUGCUUCUGAAGUGCACCGCCGUGGCCAACCCCCCUGCCCAGUACCAGUGGUACCACAACUCCGCUCCCAUGCCACAAAACAAAGCGCAACUACUCCGAAUCCCGAGUGUGACCACAGCACACAGAGGCCAGUACAGGUGCAAGGCAUUCAACCUGUAUCAUGAGGCGUGGAGUGACGCUGCAACUGUCACUAUAGGACCAACUUCCAUCACGGAUGUGUCGUGGGUAGAAGUUGAUCACGGCAUAGAAUCCCAUCAAGUGGAAAGGUCAGUCAGCAGUGCAGGAAGUCCUCCACCACCAGCCAACGCUUUCUAUGCAACCGACAAGGUGGCUCUCCUGAUGGGAAACCUGAACUACCGACACCUCAGCGAGCUGUGUGCUCCCAUGGCCGACGUUCACCAGUUAAGCAACCUACUCAGGCAAAUGGACUUCAAGGUGGUGUCUCUGGUGGACCUCAACUGGCAGGAGAUGCACAGCGCCGUCACUGAGUUCCUCCUGCUCCUCGGCAAAGGAGUUUAUGGCUUGCUGUACUUUGCCGGUCAUGGCUAUGAGAACUAUGGCAACAGCUUCAUGGUCCCCAUCGAUGCUCCGGCCUCCUACACGUCAGAGCGCUGCUUGUGCGUGCAAAAUAUUCUCACUCGGAUGCAGGAGAAAGAGACGGGACUCAAUGUCUUCCUGCUGGACAUGUGCCGCAAAAGAAACCCAAACGAUGGAGUGGCGGUCCAGUCUGGAGAGGUGAAGGUGACGGCCAAUAUCGUGUUUGGCUAUGCCACAUGUGUCGAUGCAGAAGCUUACGAGGUGAAGAGGGAAGACGUGUCCAAUGGUGUCUUCAUAAGCUUCCUCAAGCACCGUGUUUGUGAUGAGGAGAAGGUCACGGUCAUGCUGGACAGGGUGGCGGAAGACAUGGGGCGUUUUGAAAUUACCCGAGGGAGGCAGGCUCUGGAGCUCCGCAGUAAUCUGUCUGAGCCACGUUCCCUCACUGACCCCAUUCACACUCGGGAUUGUUCUGCAGCCUGUUCAACCCGGAACCUCCAGUGGGCCGUCGCUCAUGUCCUCCCAGAGAGCCGUUUCAUCCACUUUGACUGUGGUGUGAAGGUCCAGCUGGGGUUUGCUGCCGAGUUCUCCAACAUCAUGGUCAUCUACACACGCAUACUGGACAAGCCCAAAGAAAUAGAUUCAUGCUCCGCUCAGCUUGCUGACUUCCCUCAGGAGGUGGACAUGGACCUGAAGAAGAGCAAUCAGGAAAGCCUGCUUGAAGCUGGCAGUCUGCUGUUAAUCCAGGAACAUCUCCCCUCACCAGAACUCCCCAGCCUCUACACUCGCAUUCGAAGCCUGCAGAGACUGAAGAAGGAGCUGACAUUCAGCGUAUGUCUUCAUUACGUUUACUCCAACAUGGACGAUGAAGUAGAGGAAAGGCGAGCGGUUACAGUCGGCAAACCGCUGGUCUCCAAACUCAACCUGCAUGAACCGCGACCUCCUCACGCAAGCUCCGCCGCUGCGUCCUUAAGCCUCGACCCGUGCGGCAACUCGAAGGUCUCUUCUUUGUCGGAGGACUCUUGUGUCUCCGAUACAUGCUGACUCUGACACAUGGAGGCACAAGCCUUCCUGUUCAGCAUGAAAGCUCUCAUAUUAUGCCUGGAAGGGAGUAUACAGUAGGAAGUGGCUUGUUGUGCUGUGUUACACUUUAAUAAGCCCGACUGGAAACACGCGCUGUUGUCUGGAUGCUGCCCCAAUGCUAAUGACUUGCGUUUGUUUGUCUCCUGGAACUUUUUACAUACCGUACUACCAGGGACUACUAGGACCACAUUGGGAAAAAAUGAUCUGAGACUUCAAGAAUAAAGUCAUAUAUUUACGAGAACAAAGUUGUAAUUAAAAAAUUUAAAAAAGUUGUAUUACGAAACAAAAUUCUUACAUUUAUGAGAAAAAGUCGUAAACUUUUGAGAAAAUAGUUGAAAUAUCAUGAGGAAAAAAGUCCUACGCUUACGAGAAUAGUCGUAAAUUUAUGAGAAAAAAGGUGUAAAAUUACAAGAAAAAAGUCAAACAUUUGAGAAAAAAUUGCUACAUUUUAUGAGAAUAAAGUUGUAAAUUUAUAAGAAACACAGAGUUGUAAUAUUACGGGAAUUACAUGAAUAAAGUCUUAAAUUUACGACAAUAAAAUUGUACAUUUACAAAAAAAAGGUGUAAAAUUAUUGGAAAAAAAGUCAAAAACCUGUGAGAAAAAUGUAUGAGAAUAAAUAAUAUUACUAAAAGUUGUAAUAUUACGAGAAUUAGGUCGUAAAUUUACAAGAAAAAAGCUGAAAUAUAUUAAAAGAAAAAGUCUUAAGUUUACAAGAAUAAAGUUGUACGUUUACGAGAAAAUCGGUGUAAAAUUAUGAGAAAAAAGUCAAAAACCUGUGAGGAAAAAAUCGCAAAAUUUUAUGAGAGUAAAGUUGUAAAUUUAUGAAAAAAAAACUCUUAAAUUUGAGAGAAUAAAGUCCUCAGUUUACGAGAAAAAAGGGUCUAAAAUUAAUUUAAAAGUCAAAAACUUAAGAGAAAAAAAUGGCAAAAUUUGACGAGAAUAAUGUUGCAAAUUCAUGAGAAAAAAAACAUUUACGAGAAUAGUCACAAUAUUACAAGUCGUAAAUUUACCAGAAUAAAGUCGGAAAUGUACAUGAAAAAAGUUGUACAUUGACCGUAAAAAAUAGAAGGAGAAUGAAGUUCCAGGCAUCGUCUGAGACAGCUAUGAAAAGGGGGGACUGGUGUGGAGGGGGCGGGGUAAGGAAGGAGGAAGUGAGAUGAUGCUAAGCUAUGCUAAUGUGUUUGUACUCCGCUGCUACCUUGGAAAUAAAAGCUUGCCUGAAGUGAGGAGAACGUUUCCUUCCUUCCUGAAGAGCUAUGCUGUAUUUUCCCUCUCAUACGUACGACACCAUCAUAUCAACACUUUAUUCUGCUAAAUGGACCACUUUCUUCUAGGAAACGUAUGAUUUUUUUCUGGUAAACGUACAACUUUAUUCUGGAAAUGAUUGAGUGAUGAUGAUUCUUUCAGUGUGGCCACUGGUAACGCUGCUACUGUUGUACCAUAAGCACGAAAGAAUCCAGCGUGUCUGUCGCUGACUGACCAGCGCUUGGCGGAGCUCCAGGGAGAGAAAUGGGUCUUUUUAUCCAAGCAAACAAAAAAUGGAUUUUCAAGCAAAACAAGCAUUAUUCAGCAUGCUAGCUUAGCGCUAUUGGCUUGUGGUCUUUGGUCGCUUCUGAG